Molecule: messenger RNA, 366 nt
Organism: Sphaerodactylus townsendi
Lineage: Eukaryota; Metazoa; Chordata; Lepidosauria; Squamata; Sphaerodactylidae
Product: lymphotactin-like
Exons: 3
Coding region: 7-366 (119 amino acids)
Biological process (GO): immune response
Cellular component (GO): extracellular region
Molecular function (GO): chemokine activity
Source: RefSeq, a predicted model, not a curated record
ACAGCAAUGAAGCUCAAUAUGGCAGCCAUUCUGGCCAUAUCAUUUCUUGGCAUCUUCAAUGAAGGCAUUAUCAGAGGAAGCUUUGGUUCUCAGAUGAUGCCACGAGGCUCCUGUGUAGACUUGCCCACCACAGAAAUAGACUUCAGAAGAAUUUCUGGUUUUGAAGAACAAGAGACACCAAUUAAAGUUGUGACAUUUAUAACCAAGAAGGGAAUGCGAAUCUGUGUGCCUCAUGAUCUCCCCUGGGUACAGACUACCAUCAAGAGGUUGAAACAAAAACCAAAGCCUGGACUACCCAAAAGAAAGAAUUCCUCGUCCAGACACAGAGCCAGCUCUACAUUUAGACCUAAGGCCAGGUCUAGCUGA